GGAACACCGUCGUUCCACACAGAUCACGUACGAGAUUCGUCAGUUUCUCUUGAAGCGAAGGUUUUUAACGAAACAGGAUGUCUCUAAUAAGGCGCCGUUACUCACGGAAUUGAGCUGUUAAGAUGACGCGAAAGAAGCAGGCACAUCCUAGACACAUUGAACUAGAUGAAGAUAUCAUUGAAAUUCUACACAAUGGGGAUUCAAGCGGAGACGACAGAGAUGAGCACGUUUGUGGGAAUUGUCAAAGUGGCUUUAUGGAGCUUGAAGAUUUCCUUACACACAAGAAAACAUGCGUAACAAAACGACUAAUGGCUACACUGGAGGACUGGAAACGCGAUUCCUUUUUGGAGCCAUGUGUCAAAAGCUGGCCACGUGAUAGGUGGGGAGAUAUGGACGAAGUGGACUCCCUGGUACAGCCUUUAUCAACUACAAAAUUUCUUUACAGUGACUCACCUACACGGUGUAACAGUUAUCAAAAAAUGAUUACUAAAAGUAGAGACCGAUCUUCAUCUUUUCUAAGAAAUAACCUACCUCAUUUUCUUGAUUCUAUGCAACAGACGCCUUCUUCUGAUAGUUUCCUAAAUGUUCUAAAAGAUGUACAAGCGACACGACCUCAGAAAAUUUCUUAUUCUACAAAAGGACAAUGCGAACAGCUGGAAGCUCUUCAGUCAGUUUUGAAUAGCCUACAACAACAGCAGUUUCUACAGCUUCAAGUCAUUCGAGAACUCCAAGUUCAAAUAAGUGGUAAAAAGAUGCCCCGUGAAAGAAGCCCUGAAAGAAGCCUCACUGCAAUUCAGCAGUCCAAAGAACCUGUUAUCUCAGUUCCUCACAAUGAAACACCACCUCAGAACCAUGAGUUAGGCGUUUGUUUCGAACCACACACUCCAGCUGUUACUCACCAACGUCGUGACUUCGUGGUUUCCAAAGAACCAAACACACUAGAACUUCUGCAAAGACAUACUGAAGAAGCUCUUCAGAACACGAUGUCCGGAGGGCAUUUUUUCUAUAAAGGAACUGUUAUUGAAAAUGAUAUUAAAAGACUUGAAAGUGGAAAUGAAACCAGUGUAUCGGAAGAAGAAGGGAAAGUAUCCCAGAAAUCAACAUUAUCUCGACAUCAGUGUCGUUAUUGCAGGAAGAUAUUUGGAAGCGAUAGUGGACUACAGAUACAUAUACGAUCUCAUACUGGAGAACGGCCUUUUAAGUGUAACAUUUGUGGGAACCGCUUCUCGACCAAAGGUAAUUUGAAAGUUCAUUUUCAGCGGCAUAAAUUUAAAUACCCAGAUAUUGAGAUGAAUCCCAACCCAGUUCCCGAACACCUGGACAAGGUGUUUCCAUCUCUAGAGCCUCGGAUAUCUUUAACAGAGUCCAUGCAACGCACCAAGAAUGAUGGCUGA
Limulus polyphemus (Atlantic horseshoe crab) is the source of this 1394-nucleotide messenger RNA. Its product is annotated as sal-like protein 4. Gene Ontology annotation, biological process: regulation of transcription by RNA polymerase II. Gene Ontology annotation, molecular function: DNA-binding transcription factor activity, RNA polymerase II-specific; RNA polymerase II cis-regulatory region sequence-specific DNA binding. The coding region runs from base 123 to 1394 and encodes 423 amino acids. Gene Ontology annotation, cellular component: nucleus. The record is from RefSeq and is a predicted model, not a curated record. The transcript has 3 exons. Lineage: Eukaryota; Metazoa; Arthropoda; Merostomata; Xiphosura; Limulidae.